This is a messenger RNA of Condylura cristata (star-nosed mole), 1735 nucleotides long. RefSeq lists its product as uncharacterized. The record is from RefSeq and is a predicted model, not a curated record. Lineage: Eukaryota; Metazoa; Chordata; Mammalia; Eulipotyphla; Talpidae. The transcript is spliced from 11 exons. The coding region runs from base 15 to 1532 and encodes 505 amino acids.
CUGCCUGGCAGGACAUGAGCCCUAUGACAAGAGGGGUUUGGAAAAUGAUGAGAGCAACAGUGAUGAGGACUGCCAACCCCAGGUUUGCACACCAGUUUCUAGAUCCUGGCACAUACCUGUUUCAGGACAAUGGACUACCAGAGAGCAUGGCUGUGGUACUCGUGAAAAAAGGGGUUGCCUGCGACCCUGGCCUAUCCCCCAUGCAGCCUUCUUCCCCAUACCAGCUCACUAGGCAUGGCAUCUUCAGGCAUCAUCUGCCAAACCUGGGGCCAAACUGGAUUGCCAUCACAGGAGGGCUGCUAACUGUUGGUUUGGCAACCAUGCUGCUGAUAGGCCUGGGCCUUGCAUUGAGGCCCCAACCGGCUCAGGCCUAUCCCAUAAGGGAGUGGAGAUCUCAGUGGAGGGAACUCAGGGAAACACACACUGAAUAUUCGUCCCUCAAGGAAAGCUUUCCCUUCCAUGAAGACCAUGGUCCUCGAGGGUCUGGAAAGAGAGUCAAUUCCAGGGGUGAAGCCGUCAGCCCAGCUGCAGGGAAGCCAUUUCCAUCAAAUGCCCUGGACAAUUUCAGUGUCCGAACACUCUAUGACAAGCUCGAGGACCAGAACCUACAUGUGGCAACCCAGUUGAGCCAGCACAGGCGUGACGCUCUGGCCUUCUACAGGGGUGCCAUCCAGCAGCUUCAGGGGCUCAAGGAGCAUCUACAAGGCCUUCCCUCCACUGAGCAGCAAGUUCUAGGCAGGAGUCAAGAUAUGGAGAUGAGGGCCAGAGCUGCCGCCGGGACAAGCACUGGGCAGAGUGAAGGAUUUUGGGGCGACCACUCUGCAUCUUCUCAAAGGGAAUUCUGGCCAUAUCCUGGAGAUGCCAGUGUGUGUCCCUUGGGUUUUCAGUCAGAGCUGCAAAGAGUGACCACUGCCUUGGCAUCUGCACUGCAUCAUGCACUCAAACCCCCAACUGGGGAUGACAGAGAGGCUGCUGCUCAGAUUGAUGGACAGCUUCUGUCUACCUGUCACCAUGACCCUCAUCUGAUGAGUGACAAGACCCAGCCUCUACUUUCAUAUGAGGAGCCUCAAAGUGCAAGCUCCCAGAAGGACCAACGACCUGCACAUCUCCCUCAGGGUGACAACAAAGGAGAUGUUGAGGGCUCCCAGGAGUGGAGCAUCUGGGCAGCACCUGGAUACAGAGCCUUCCCUGAACUGCAGAGAAAGAUACAGCAGACAGAAGAUAUGUUAGAUGAGUUGAAUGAAGAAUUCUUUCAGCUCUCUUCUCAAACCCUAGAGCUCCAAAAAGAAGACAAACCAGGCAGACCAACUCUAAGUGAUGACAGUACACUGCUGAGAGAAGAGCCUAACCCAAGAAGAAAGGCUCCAGGAGCCUGGGUCAUGCUGUGUGACCAGGCCCUGGUGCUGGAGGUGAGACGAGCCCACCUGGCUGAGAGGAUCAGAGAUUUGGAAUGGGAGCUGUCCCUGUUCCUCGAGGUGUCAGAUGGCCAGGCACAAGCAGGAGGGUGCUUGCUCAGCCUGGGGGGACACUGAAUCACACAGGAUACUGCAGCAGCCAUAGGAAGGAGUGUCAACACAUGAAGGACAUGACCAGGCUGAUAUUAGUCCUGGUAGGAAGGAGUGGGAGUCUGAGGGACUGGGCUUGGGUGUGUGUUUGGUUUUGUGGCAUGUUCCUACCAGGUAACAAAUGGUCCCAUUCAGAACCUGGACAUCUGUCAUAAUUUCUUCCUGUGAUU